AAAGAAGAUCCUUUCUUCGAGGAGAUUCCAAAUGAAGAGUUAAAGUUCUAUCAAAGACAUGGUGCCAGAAGGAAGAAAGCUUUACCAUUAGGUUUGUCACAUAAUGAUCAAAAAAUAUUGAAAAGUGUUAGAAGAAGAGCAUAUCAUUUAGAUCUUUCACUUUCUUGUUGUGGAUUUAGGUUUGGCUGGGCUGGUAUCAUUGGGAUUAUACCUUGGAUUGGUGAUUUUUUCGCAGCUUAUCUUGCGUUGCUAUUGUUGAAGAAAGCACAACAGAUUGAUGGUGGAUUACCGAGUUAUAUUCAAACUCAAAUGAGUGCAAAUAUCGCUUUUGAUUUUGGUAUUGGAUUGAUACCAAUUGUUGGUGAUAUCAUCAAUAUUGCCUACAAGGCCAAUUCAAGAAAUUGCUUACUUCUCGAAUCAUACCUAACCCAUAAAUACAAUAAGAAACACAAGCACGAGACAUCAGCAGAGACAGAGGGUCGAAUAAGUGAUAUACCAGAGUCUCAACCAGGACCAAACAAUGCUAAACCUAAGAUUCCUGAUUAUCAAAAACAACCACCUCAUCCUCCUCCAAGGACCUAA
This is a messenger RNA of Hansenula anomala, 582 nucleotides long. RefSeq names its product DUF4112 domain-containing protein. The transcript is spliced from 2 exons. The record is from RefSeq and is a predicted model, not a curated record. The annotation marks the transcript as partial. NCBI's taxonomy places the organism in Eukaryota, Fungi, Ascomycota, Saccharomycetes, Phaffomycetales, Wickerhamomycetaceae.